AUGGGGGCACCUGCAACCCAUGAUACAACUGGGUAUGGCAGAAGUCGGGAGGCUUUGCUUGCUCGUCGUUUAGCUGAGGAGAAGAUUUAUGGAGAAAGUUCUUCCUGUGCUGGGAGAGCUCUCAGGAAUAUUUUUACUCUACAAGCGUCUGACCUGAUUAAAGACAGGGUGUACCUUACUGGCAUUUGCAGGAGAAGCUGUGUUGGAUCGGAACUGGUAGACUGGCUUUUGGAGCAGUGCCCUUUUGUUAAGUGCAGAUCUACAGCAGUUGGAGUGUGGCAGCUCCUCCUGGAUAUGGGUAUUAUAUUAUCAGUGGACAGACAACUCUAUUUUCAAGACGCUCAUGCUUUCUACCAGUUCUCAGCGGAUGAAUGUACCUACCUUUUCUGUGAAUUUGAGAAAGAGGAAGGAUGGAAGAAUGGAGUAAAGCUCCUACUUCAACUGCUACCCUUGUCUCCUCCCAGGAUUGACAUGUGUAAUCUGCCUGAUCAAAAAAUAGAGGAUACGGCAGAAACCAAUGCUGAGAUUCUUGCUCGUCUCACUUCUGCGGAUGGUACAAAGUACAUCUUCGGCAAGUUUGCAGGUGAUGCAAAACUGGGAGAAAUGGUCAAUACAUCAUAUGGGUGUGCUGCCAUUCAGAGGGACCUUGACAGGCUGGAGAGAUGGGCCAACAGGAAUCUGAUUAAGUUCAACAAAGUGCAGUGCAAUGUCCUGCACCUGGGAGGAGUACAGAGGGAACUGGCUGCUGUAAUUGCCUUGAAAGCAAGGAAGUCAGCAAUUAAUCAAAACGAAGAAAACAGCAGUCAAGAAAUAAGAGGACUAGAAGAGCUCAAGGAUACCUCUGAUGAUCAGGCAGGAGUUUUGUGCAAGCUUCAGGGAAGAGAUGACAUCGGACGGAUUGAGCUGGUCCACAAGCUGGCGAGAGAAAACUGCCUGUUUUUGCAGGCGGAUAGAAAACCACCGGAGAAGGCAGAACAA
This is a messenger RNA of Eurypyga helias (sunbittern), 978 nucleotides long. RefSeq names its product rap guanine nucleotide exchange factor 5-like. The annotation marks the transcript as partial. Gene Ontology annotation, biological process: intracellular signal transduction. The transcript has 9 exons. The record is from RefSeq and is a predicted model, not a curated record. Lineage: Eukaryota; Metazoa; Chordata; Aves; Eurypygiformes; Eurypygidae.